Molecule: messenger RNA, 2158 nt
Organism: Schizophyllum commune H4-8
Lineage: Eukaryota; Fungi; Basidiomycota; Agaricomycetes; Agaricales; Schizophyllaceae
Product: calcium/proton exchanger
Exons: 5
Coding region: 287-2029 (580 amino acids)
Biological process (GO): calcium ion transmembrane transport; intracellular calcium ion homeostasis
Cellular component (GO): fungal-type vacuole membrane
Molecular function (GO): calcium:proton antiporter activity
Source: RefSeq, a predicted model, not a curated record
CGGGGACAAGGGUCAUGCUCUUGGCAGAGCCCGGCCACAUUCACGACCUCGGUGCCUGGCAAAUUUAGAGUCGAAACACUGCCUGCGUCGCCUCCGCCAGUCCUCCGCGGCUUAUCUGAGUCUCUCGGGACGCAAACCGCUGUGAACUUCGCCGGCGCUUUCUGAAAGCCUUGAUGUGGUUGCACGUGGUGCUGUGGCGACCGCGGAAUCCAAGCGGCGCCAAGGAUAAAAAGCGGGCGAUGAUGCAACGGGCGAUCCCCCGUCCCCCCGUUCCCCCCACCAAGGAAUGCCCGACACGACCGAUCAUCAUGAGUCCACCGCUGUCCUGACAGACCCCAACGACGAGAAGCGCUUCGCCGCUAGCUCGCCAGAACCUCAGUUCGUCGCCAGCAAUGAAGACCACGACCACAACCAUCGCCCGCAGCGCAAGAGUAGCGGCAACGACCUGCUCGAGACGGGCACGCACACGACGGCGGAGUCUACCGCCGCGCCGACGCAGCGUGUGACGCGCCCGCCCCCCUUCUCGCGCAAGCUCACGAAGAGUUUGUUCUUGCGCCCCGCGAGCACGCGCGGGCCUGCGCCGGGCUGGAAGGAGAGCAUCAAGUGCGCGCUGACCUACAGUUGGAUCAACGUGCUGCUCAUCUUCAACCCCAUCGCAUGGGCGCUGCAUUACACUCACCAGGAAGAUGGGGCCGUCUUCGCCAUGGCCCUCCUCGGCGUCAUCCCCCUCGCCGGCAUGCUCGGCCACGGCACGGAGACCAUCGCGCUCUACACUGGCGACGCGCUCGGCGGCCUCAUCAACGCCUCCCUCGGCAACGCCACCGAAUUCAUCAUCGCCAUCCUCCUGCUCGUCAAGUGCGAGAUCCGCGUCGUCCAGGCCUCCCUCCUCGGCGGGCUGCUCUCCAACCUGCUCCUCGUCACCGGCAUGGCCUUCAUCGUCGGCGGCGUGCGCUUCUCCGAGCAGGAGUUCCAGCAGACGGCCGCGCAGCUGAACACGUCGCUCCUGACGCUCGCCGUCAUCGCCCUCGUCAUGCCGACGGUGUUCGCGUUUGCCAUCGAGCAGGCGCAGGACGAGGACAAGGAGAGGGAUAUCAUCCUGCAGAUGUCGCGUGGGAGCGCGCUCAUUCUGAUCUUCAUCUACAUCUCCUACAUGGUGUUCCAGCUCUACAGCCACACGUACCUGUACAACCCGGAAAACGAUGUGCUGAACGACUCGCCGAGGUCGUCGCGCUCGUCGUCUCCCGAGCGUGAGGUUACACCCGAGCCGGCGCCGCAGCUCACGCAGCGCAAGGUGACGGGCCAGCGACGUGCGAACUCGUUGCCCUUUGGUAGCGCAGCGGCUCUGGGAAGAGGAAACCGCAGCCCACUUGCUCCGGCUCUUCACCCUAAAAUCGCAGAGAAGGACGAGGAAUUGAGGCUCCGCGCUGCCCGUGAACGUCUUCUUAUGCAGACGGCCGCCCGCCGCGACGUCGAAGCAGCCAUGCACAGGCGCGGUUCCGAGGACGAGGAAGAAGAAAAGGAAAGCCCCGAGAUGAAUCUUGCCGUCGCCAUCGGUACCCUCGUCGCUGCCACCGGUCUCACCUACGUCACCGCCGAAGCCCUCACCGACUCCCUCGAAGGCAUCGGCCAGUCCGGCUCCGUCAGCACCGAAUGGCUCGGCCUCAUCCUCCUCGCCAUCGUCGGCAACGCCGCCGAGCACGUCACCGCCGUCUUCGUCGCCUACCGCAACAAGGUCGACCUCGCCCUCGCCGUCUCCGUCGGCUCCUGCAUCCAGAUAGCCUUAUUCGUCAUCCCGCUGUUGGUGCUGAUAGGCUGGAUGGCGGACAAGCCGCUGUCGCUGCUGUUCGACCCGCUGGAGGUGGUGACGCUGUUUUUGAGCGUGCUGUUGGUGCGGUUUGCGACGGAGGAUGGGAGGACGCAUUAUAUGAGUGGGAUCUUGUUGUUUGGGACGUAUGUUUUGAUUGCUUUCUCGUUCUGGUACUACCCGCAGGGAGGUACUUCUGUCAGCCAGCUUUUCGACUCCUGCUAGACUUAUGAUACUCACGCGUGAUGAUUUACGCCGUACUUGUCAGUGAACAUUGCUCUCUACCCAUGGAUUGGCAUUGCUAUAGUUCAGCGUACCGACCGACAGACUACGAAUGCAUGCAUGUUCAACGAU